Durio zibethinus is the source of this 970-nucleotide messenger RNA. Its product is annotated as large ribosomal subunit protein P1-like. The record is from RefSeq and is a predicted model, not a curated record. Gene Ontology annotation, molecular function: ribonucleoprotein complex binding; structural constituent of ribosome; protein kinase activator activity. Gene Ontology annotation, biological process: cytoplasmic translation; translational elongation. Gene Ontology annotation, cellular component: ribosome; cytosolic large ribosomal subunit. Lineage: Eukaryota; Viridiplantae; Streptophyta; Magnoliopsida; Malvales; Malvaceae.
AACAUAUAUGAGUUGAUAAUUUCAGGCUUGGAAUUUGAAAAGAAAGCUGGCCCAAAAAGAUUUAAAAGCCCACCAAAGACGAUUCACCAACUUUCUCAACCAAAACCCUAGACCUGACAGGAUUACGAUUACCUCUCUAUAUAUAUAAGCCUUUUUCUAAAUCCUCUAAGCUCUCAAGUCUCGACGCCUGCUGCCAAGCAGGCAAACCAAACCCUAAAGCUAAGAUUUACUGUUGAAAAUUUUUGGUAAAAUGGCCGCCGGUGAACUCGCCUGUACUUACGCCGCAUUGAUCCUCCACGACGAUGGAAUCUCAAUCACCGCCGAGAAGAUAGCUACAUUGGUGAAGGCAGCGAACGUGGGCGUUGAAUCUUACUGGCCAAGCCUCUUCGCCAAGCUCCUUCAGAAGAUUAACGUCGAUGAUCUCAUCACGAAAGUCGGUUCCGGUGGCGGUGCUGCCCCUGGUCCCGUUGCUGCUUCCUCUGGCACCGACGCUGCUGGUGCUGCUGCUGCUGCCGCCCUCGCUGUCGAGGAGAAAAAGGUAGAAGAAAAGGAAGAGAGUGAUGAUGACAUGGGAUUCAGCUUAUUUGAUUAGGCACAAUCUUCCUGUUUGGAUUUCUUUUCUUAUUUUCUCUUUUGCGGAAAAUUUGGACCCAUCUCAAACAUUACUUGAAUUUUGUUUACGUUUUGAAAAUUCUUAAUUUACCUCACUUUUUUCAGAGAUUGAACAAGUUACAUCGUGGAUUCUUUUUCUAUCUAUACUGUUGGUUUCUGUGUUGAUUUAGGUUUAGAUAUCUUUGUAUGUUGGAAGAAUUUUUGCUUACCCUCUUGAUUAUGAAAGUUAUUUUAUCAACCAUGACGCAAAUAAUUCUGAGGAAAUAAAUACAUGGAAAUUGUGAUUCCCAAGGAGACCAAGUUGGAAGUAGAGUUGUGUUUUUAUCGAUGGUGGUGAUUUCGUUUUGGUGAUAGCUCG